CAAUUUUACAUACCAAGCAAACACCGAGCAAGAGACUCACCAAAACCAAACAUAUAUUGUGAUACUUUCCUUCUCAUUUGUUCCUCUGAUCUGUGGCGAUGGCGAGCAUGAAGGUUGGAUGCAUCGUUGCGAUGGUGUUCAUGGUCGUCGUGAGUGCACCCAUAGCACAUGCGAUCACGUGCGGGCAAGUUGCCGGUUCUGUGGGUCCAUGCAUCGGCUACCUCCAAAAAGGCGGAGCCCCGUCGGCGGGAUGUUGCAACGGAGUGAAGAGCCUGAACGCCGCCGCGAAGACCACCGCUGACCGCAGGGCCGCGUGCACCUGCCUGAAAUCCCUUUCCAAAAGCAUCAGCGGUAUCAACCUCGGCCUCGCCGCUUCACUCCCACGCAAAUGUGGCGUCAGCAUACCCUACACUAUCAGCCCCUCCACCAACUGCAAUACCAUCAACUUCUGAAAGAUGGAUGUGGUGAUAGGAAGAGAUGGCAAGGAGGGAAAUUUUUCAGUGGCAGAAUUUAUGAUAGUAACGUAGACAUAUAGGUAAUGAAAAAUAAAGGGUGGUCGACGAGGGCUCCACUUGUGCGAGUCUCUCUUGGUGUCGGUGUGUCCCUUAGUUGUUUCAGACUUUGGUCCACUUUUGUUGUGUCUUCUGAAAUUUGUCUCAGUUGGUUGUUGCAUGUAAUAAUGAUAUAUAAUAUAGUACUGAAAUUCCUUCCUACU
Vigna unguiculata (cowpea) is the source of this 715-nucleotide messenger RNA. Its product is annotated as non-specific lipid-transfer protein 1-like. Gene Ontology annotation, biological process: lipid transport. NCBI's taxonomy places the organism in Eukaryota, Viridiplantae, Streptophyta, Magnoliopsida, Fabales, Fabaceae. Gene Ontology annotation, molecular function: lipid binding. The record is from RefSeq and is a predicted model, not a curated record.